GCCAAGCCCAAUCGAUGUUUAUCUGAUCGCAUCACGUGCCGCCCCGCCAUCGGCGACGUAACCAGCUGGGACAAAUCGUCGAUCGCUGGUGUAAUCCCCCAACUUGUUUCCCUCAAUUGCCCCCAUCCGAAGUACUAGAGCAAUGCCCCAUCGAUGGCGAUGGCUUCAUCACCCGCAUUGUUCACGGCCUCUCGAGGCCAAACACUGACAUAUCUAUUAGCGGUCUGCCCCUUCUCCAUCGCAUUCCUCGUAUUUAUCAAUUCCUCCGUCUCAUUCGUGGUCACGGAUCUGAUCGGGCUGCACGAUGGUGAAGGCGACGCAGUUGGAACGCUAGGCUUUGCAGAUGAGCUACUCGCCCUCGCUGCUUGUCCGCUCUGGGGGGUUCUUUCUGAUCGCAUCGGUGUGCGCUAUGUGUGCGCUAUCGGGUAUGCGGUCAUUGCCGUUGCGUUGGUUCUUUUCGUGCAGGCCACGAAUGUAUACCCGCAACUAUUGCUGGGGAGGUUGCUCUUCAGUGUUGGUGGCUCGGCGGUGUCAACGAUGGUUACCGCCGUUCUGCCUACCGUGACGGGCAGGGCGUUGCGAGAGCAGACUAACCGGGCGUCGGUCUCAUCGGAGUUGACUAUUACCCCUGCACGGUUGAAUGGCCGGCAAAAUGGUUACCAUGCCGAUAGUGGUACCUCCCGUGCGUCGCCGUCAGCGAGACUGUCGGGGUUUGUUGGAUUGUUUGCCGGCUGUGGUGCUCUCGUAUCCCUCGGUGUUUUCUUGCCUCUCCCAGCUCGAUUUGAGAAACUGGGACUUUCUCCUGCGGAAGCCAUCCGACGAAGCUAUUAUCUGGUUGCUGCCGUGGCGAUUAUUAUCAGCCUGAUCAGCUUCAUCGGUCUUCGCAAUCUGCCUGAUGAGGAAGGGAAAGGAUUGCGGGCAUUAUGGAAUUCUCAACAUGCGGGUGACGUCGAUGAAGACGAUGAGGCUUUCGACGGGCCAGAAAGACUCCCAUACUGGAAACAACUGACCACAGCGCUCCUGUUAGGGUUUCGGAAUCGCAGUAUCGGCCUGGGCUACGUGGGAGGAUUCGUUGCCCGCGCGUCCUCGGUGGGAAUCUCAUUAUUCAUACCUCUGGCCGUGAACCACUAUUACCGCGUGUCGGGUCUUUGCGACGAAGCUCACGAGCCAAUGCCUAAUUCUGGGCUUGGAGAAAUAAGAAAGGCGUGUCCGCGCGCGUAUAUCCUGGCCUCCAUUCUCACAGGAGUAUCUCAAUUGAUUGCUCUCAUUGCUGCGCCGGCAUUCGGGUAUCUGACCGACAAGUCUCGGCGGUACAACGUGCCUCUGCUUGUUGCUGCCUUGGUCGGCGUGGUGGGAUAUCUUGCAUUCGGACUAUUACCCAACCCACAAUUCAAAGGCCCCGAUGGUAACGCAGGCGUCUUCAUCGUGAUGGCCCUCUUGGGUAUCAGCCAAAUCGGCGCCAUCGUCUGUAGUCUCGCCGUUCUCAGCAACGGGAUUCUGCAAGUAGGCGCUGACGACGACGCGCUACGUAAAAUCUGCGCCGAGCAGAGGGUCGAUCACGAGCGGACCAACGGUGGAGAAGGCGAGAACCAGCCCCUUCUGGCCCACUCUGUCAACCACCGACUGCAGCACCUGUCACACUUGAAGGGCUCCAUUGCCGGGGUGUACUCGUUGUACGGCGGAGCGGGAAUCCUGAUUCUCACCAAAAUAGGUGGAUUGCUCUUCGACGUGUUGUCCUCGGGAACACCGUUCUUCAUUAUGGCUUCGUUUAAUGGCAUUUUACUUGUGACGGGUAUUGUUUGUGGGAUUUUGAAUCAUGUCGCACGAUCAAAGGGAGUUUCGGGUUAGGUGCAAGAUUCAGGUUCAUUUAGAGGAAAAAGUUAGGUUGAAAAGAAACACUACAUAUGAUCACGAUUCAUUGACGAGU
This is a messenger RNA of Penicillium brasilianum, 1927 nucleotides long. NCBI's taxonomy places the organism in Eukaryota, Fungi, Ascomycota, Eurotiomycetes, Eurotiales, Aspergillaceae. The record is from the annotation of a GenBank genome assembly.